Molecule: messenger RNA, 3919 nt
Organism: Musca domestica (house fly)
Lineage: Eukaryota; Metazoa; Arthropoda; Insecta; Diptera; Muscidae
Gene: Mtmr6
Product: myotubularin-related protein 6
Exons: 13
Coding region: 860-3181 (773 amino acids)
Biological process (GO): dephosphorylation
Molecular function (GO): metal ion binding; phosphatase activity
Source: RefSeq, a predicted model, not a curated record
AGCGAUGAGUGUCUAUUUGCAACUCGGACAAGACGGUACUUGCGCGGAUAAAAUUCAAAACCAAUAAUAAAAACUGAGCACGCAGAGUUUUGUAUACUAACAACACCCCACGACCAUACCAACAGGAACUCCAAAAAAACUUUCCUUUAAUUUUUUUUGGGAGAACUCUUAAAUCAAAAUCGAUGAAAUAAUAAAAAAAGAAAGGAAUACCCUUUUCUCUACCACAACAAAAAACUUGUUACAACAAUACAAAAAGAGCGUAUGACAGGGUAGAAUAUUUCACCCAAAAGGCCACCCACCCGCUCUACCGCCACAUUGGAGCUACGUCAUAACCUAGAGACAUCCUUCUGCCAUUGUUCGUUUGUUUGUUUGUCCGUUCGCUCGAUUUGUUUUCAGUCGGUUAUCUCCACACAAGACCACUGAUACGACCGCCUGUCCUUAGAGCUCUACAUGAGAGUGUGAAUUGAGACGUGUUGGGAUUUAAUAAAAUAGUGAAGACGAGAAAGUGAAAGCGAAAUGAUAUCGCCGUAUGUGUGUUUGUGAAAUAUUUAAUAAUACUUGUCAUUGUAGUGGUAAAAGCAAACGAAUUUUGUGUUGGUGUCUAAAAAGAAAAGAUAUUUUCCCGAAAGAAAAAAACAGCACACAAAUAAACGAAAAUAAAAAAACGCAAAUAAUUCACGUGACCCUGAUUUUCUCUUGUCAUAAAUGGCUUGUGUCAGCAACCAUAACAAAAUUAUCAAAAUAAACAUCAUCACCACCAUCAUCGUUAGCAGCCGUGCCAUUAAAGCUGGAAAACGUUUCACUUUUUAAAUUCAAAUAAUACGAGAGAAUUUUUUUUCUCCCUUCUCCCCCACUUAAUAUGGACUUUACAAAAUUCAUGAAUAAAUUCAACGAAAUCGAGCGACAAUUGUCGCCAACUUCCGCUUUGCGGCUAAGUUUCGACAACAUCUCACCGGAGACAGAGGAGCCGGAAAAUAAACGCCUCUGGGGUGUACCAGUACCACCGUUCGUUUCGGAAAAAGUCGUCUCAUGGAUUGAGGAGGAAUUUACCGAUCCACCGAUAUUUUAUAAUGAUGUUUUGGUAUUGAAAAAGGUUGAAAAUGUCCGCAUGAUUGAUCGUUACAAUACGAAAAAUCCAAUUGUUGGAACACUGUAUUUAACAGCAACACAUUUGAUAUUUGUCGAGCCGGACAGUAACAAGGAGACAUGGAUUCUGCACAUGCACAUUGCGAAUAUUGAAAAAUUACCCCUAACCACCACCGGAUCACCGCUGUUGAUACGCUGCAAGACCUUUUUGUCGGUGACAUUUGUGGUGCCCAAAGAUUCCGAGUGUCAUGAUGUCUAUACAUCUCUGCUAAAGCUCUAUCAACCUGUAUCCAUCAACAAAUUGUAUUGUUUCAAUUACCAACCCGCCAAAGAUGAUUUUCCCAAAAAUGCCGGCUGGGAUUUUUUCAAAUUGGAAGCCGAGUUCAAACGAAUGCGUGUGCCCAAUGACAUUUGGACCAUGUGUAAUUUGAAUACCAACUAUGAGUUAUGUGACACCUAUCCACGUCAAAUCUAUGUACCGUCUGAGGCUAAUACGGCCAUGUUGAUUGGCAGUUCACGUUUUCGUUCCAAGGGUCGUUUGCCGGCGCUCACAUAUUUACAUUCCAAUAAGGCUUCCAUUUGCCGUUGCAGCCAGCCAUUGUCGGGUUUUAGUGCCCGCUGCUUGGAGGAUGAACAAAUGCUUGAAGCAAUACGUAAAACAAAUCCAAAUACCGAUUAUAUGUAUGUUGUGGAUACACGACCCAGGAUAAAUGCUUUGGCAAAUCGAGCCGCCGGUAAAGGGUACGAAAAUGAGGCAUUCUAUGAAAACAUAAAAUUCCAUUUUCUUGGUAUUGAGAAUAUUCACACACAAAGGACAAGUUUACAGAAAUUGAUUGAAGCCUGCGAACAGAAAGCACCAACAAUGAGUGGUUUCCUUAAUGCAUUGGAAUCGUCGGGUUGGCUAAAGCAUAUACGCUCAAUAUUGGAUACGUCGAGCUUCAUUUCGAAUGUGGUGGACAAAGGUGUCUCCGUGGUGGUCCAUUGCUCGGAUGGUUGGGAUCGUACCGCACAAGUUUGUUCGUUGGCUGCCUUGAUGUUGGAUCCAUACUAUCGUACAAUAAAAGGCUUUCAGGCUCUCAUCGAAAAGGACUGGCUGGCCUUUGGUCACAAAUUCAGCGACCGCUGUGGACACAUACAAAACGAUCCGCGAGAAGUUUCACCAAUUUUCACACAAUUUCUGGAUUGCACCUGGCAGUUGAUGUCACAGCGUAGUGAUGCUUUUGAAUUUAAUGAACGUUUCCUUUUAAUAUUGCACGAUCAUGUACAUUCCUGUCAGUUUGGCACCUUUGUGGGCAAUUGUGAAAAGGAUCGUUUGGAUUUGCAAUUAGCAAAGAGGACCUUCUCGUUGUGGGGUUAUAUGUCUAAUCAUUUGAAUGAGUAUAUUAAUCCCUUAUAUAAACCCGAUGUUGAUGAGACAAUUAAACCGAAUUUGGCACCACAAUGUAUUAAAUUCUGGCGUGGCAUGUAUAGCCGUUUUGAAAGCGGUGUACAUCCACGAGAGCCAUUGGGCGAUCUUUUGCUUGCCAGUAAGGAUCACACAACUUCCUUAGAGGAUCAUGUACAACAUUUGACUAAGCGUAUUACUAGCUUUAAGAAUUACAUUUCCAAAUCGGCAAAGAAAAUACAAGACGCUACAUCCUCGAAAUCAACAACCAAAGAAUCUUCAGCAACGGAUACCAAUGAUAAUAAAUAUAAUUACGAUAAGAAAAUGAGCGAACUGUCAUCGGCAGAUGAUGAUCAUCCUUUGAAACCUGCUGGUGGCAGUAAUGGCGGUGCUAACUCCAGUGUCAGCAGCAGUGGUGGUGGUGGCAUGUCAUUUGCCAGUUUAUCGCUCUCCGACGAAGUUGAUCCCAGUACAAUAAAUGAAGAAAUCAAUUCGGUAGCUGUUGAUUGGAAAUCAAUGCGUAAUGUUACAGCCUGCUCUUGCUCAACACCAUUCGACCAGUUUAGUAAGAAGACCCAUUGCUGGAAAUGUGGGGAAAUAUUCUGUGAACGAUGUAUCGAUAAAAAUAUCCCCCUACCUGGACAGGAUAGCGGCAAACCGGUACCGGUAUGUCGUACGUGUUUUCGUCUGGUACAGAAGAUUAGCCCAUAAAUUUAUGAUGAAACACAAACUGUUUAGUCAAACGGAAUUCCUGUAUCGCUUGUACACCAAGCGUAAGUCUGCUGUGUUAAAUGUUUGGGAUAAUUAAGAGUUAAAAAAAAGGUAAAUGGAAAAUAAAUGCUAUAAAUAAAAUAAGGUUGCUUGCUAAGGACGCUAUAUUGUUUGCCCGUUGAUGUCAUGGAUGGGUAACGGCGAAGAUAUGUUUAUAUUACUGUAUAUUGAAAGCUGUCUGUCUGUGUCUAUCUUUUCAACUGGUACAUAGCAAGAAUAAAUUAAGCAUCACUGUUUUGUUGUGUAUAUAUCGGAUCUACGAUAUGCUUGUGUAUAGAAUCAAAACGAAAAAAAUCACAAAUAAUUACGAUUGAAAACAAAAAUUAAUGUUAAGGACAAAUAAUCAAGAUAUUACAAAAUUUGAAAUUAUUAAAGAAUAUAUACACGUAUAUUUGAAAAUGCAUUUUAAAUUAAAAACAUAAAAACAACAGUAUGCUCUUAAUCUAAAUUCAAUGUUAUUAAAAAAAACAGACACACAAAAAACUACUUCCUCAACAUUGUUAUAAUUUUAGAUUAGACACUUCUAAGAAGACUAAAUUAUAUUAUUAUUUUAAUUUUGAAUUUUGUUUUAUAUUUCUUUGCCUAUGUUUAAACUUAUAUUAAUUUAAGUAGUUCAAAUGUCAAUUUUUUUCUAGUAAUAAGUCCAAAAGGUAAUUUAUUUCAGCACAAAAAAAGAAA